This is a messenger RNA of Spodoptera frugiperda (fall armyworm), 987 nucleotides long. RefSeq names its product putative endothelial lipase. The transcript is spliced from 6 exons. The coding region runs from base 61 to 924 and encodes 287 amino acids. Gene Ontology annotation, molecular function: lipase activity. The record is from RefSeq and is a predicted model, not a curated record. NCBI's taxonomy places the organism in Eukaryota, Metazoa, Arthropoda, Insecta, Lepidoptera, Noctuidae.
UGCAUAUAAAAACAAACGAAUUUGCACAUUUUGUAUACUGAGGACAGUUCAUCACGCAACAUGUUGAAGUUCUGCAUUUUUUUGGCUGCAGUAGCAGUAUGCUAUGGACAAGACAUUAAGUAUACCCUUUACACAAAGGACAAAGGACCCAUUGAUAUGUCUGGAUCUGGCGAGUUGAUCAAAGAGUUUGGUAAAAAGGACAAUACUAUAUUCUUAAUACACGGAUACUUUGAUAAUUCAGCACAACAGUUCCUAGACUUCGUCCGACCCGUAAUUUUGAAAGAUUUCAAAAAAAAAAUUAACGUUAUUGAAGUUAACUGGAAACCAUUGGCUGAAGAAAGUUAUACAAUAGCAAGUGGAAAUGCCGGUAUUGUUGCUGUCAACAUGACCAACUUUAUACGGUGGUUAGAUUUAGAUAAAGAUGUAAAGUUAGAAAACUUUCACUUGGUUGGGUUUGACCUUGGAGCACACGUUGCUGGUAUAGCCGGAAGAAACUUUAACUCCAAUAAUAAAGUUGGUAGAAUCACCGGUUUGAACCCAACUGGACGUCAUUGGGGUCCAGGGACACAACGCUUAAGAGACACUGAUGCCACAUACGUAGAGGUGAUUCAUACGGACACAUUCGGCGCCCUUUCCAAUGGUAUCGAAGAUCCUAUUGGCCACGUAAACUUCUACCCCAAUGGAGGAAGAAAUCAACCAGGCUGCGUCUUCCACUCCUGUUGUCAUGCUCGUUCUUUCGAGCUCUUCGCAGCAUCAAUAAAUGAAGACAAUCGCCUAAGGGGAAAUCAAUGUUCCUCCAUGACACAGAUGAAUCUUAAUUUAUGUCGUGGUGUUACUCUCCAGUUAGGUGGCACUGACCUAUCAAAGACAGGUACACGGGGAAUCUACAGGAUCAACACGACAAGAAGAUAUCCGUUCUACUAAAACUUAAUGAUUAAAGAUCAAUAAAAUAUUUGUUUAAUAAAUGAUUAUUUCUGCAUGCUUAAA